Messenger RNA from Polypterus senegalus (gray bichir), 2291 nucleotides. RefSeq names its product TNF receptor-associated factor 3 (gene traf3). NCBI's taxonomy places the organism in Eukaryota, Metazoa, Chordata, Cladistia, Polypteriformes, Polypteridae. Gene Ontology annotation, molecular function: tumor necrosis factor receptor binding; zinc ion binding. Gene Ontology annotation, cellular component: plasma membrane signaling receptor complex. Gene Ontology annotation, biological process: tumor necrosis factor-mediated signaling pathway; regulation of canonical NF-kappaB signal transduction; regulation of apoptotic process. The record is from RefSeq and is a predicted model, not a curated record. Bases 308 to 2044 code for a protein of 578 amino acids. The transcript has 11 exons.
CUGCCUAAAAAGCGCGCCUCUGCGCAAAGUGCGUAACCCGCUUGGUGAAUCGCCCGUUUGCGGCGGCCACGCUGCCUGGCAGCUCCUCUGCUCUGCCGGGGAUUUCCAAAGCCGGAGGAAGUUCGAAGCAAAGGGGCUUUCCAGCCGCACAGAGCCGGAGCGCCAGUGUGUCGCGCAAGCUCGGUGUACCAGUAUGAGGGGUUUUUUUUGUUUACGCGAGCAGCACGUCCGCAGAAAGCCAUGAAGCGGCCGACUGAGUGAACAAGGUGCGUUUCGGACCUGGAGGCCGCACGCCCGAUUCUGUGACAUGUCAGGUCGAAAUGUGGAAGUGCCUCAGGAACUGCAGAUUCCCGUACAACAGAGAUCGUCCCCAAGUCAACCCUCUCUCCCAAGCCGGAUCACUCCAUUAUGGCCUGAUCAGAGCCUUUCUUCUCCAUCCUUCUUACCUCCACAUGGUGGCUUCAGGGACUACUUUGUGUUGCCUCUGGAACCCAAGUACUGUUGUGAAUCUUGCCAUCUAGCCCUUUGCAACCCUAAGCAGACAGAAUGUGGUCACCGCUUCUGUGAGUCCUGUGUCCGGGACCUCCUCCGGGAAGCAACCCCAACCUGUCCUGUUGAUGGUGGACCUUUAUUUGAAGACAAGAUCUUUAAAGAUGUCUGCUGCGGUAGGGAGAUUAUGGGUCUCCGAGUUUUCUGCAGAAACGAAAGGAAUGGCUGCAAAGAACAGAUGACAUUGCAGCAACUAUUAGAACACUUGCAGGACUGCCCCUAUUAUGAGCUGCCUUGCCCCCGAGCAGAGUGCAAAGAAAAGCUUCUACGCAAGGAUGUGCCGGACCACUUAGCCAAACGGUGCAAAUACAGGGACACCAUAUGUCCUCACUGUAAGAAAACUGUUCUUCUAGCAGACCUGAAAAAACAUGAAGAAACAGUUUGUCCAGCUUUUCCUGUUUCCUGUCCUAACAAGUGCAGUUAUCCUUCUGUUUUAAGAAGCGAGCUAACAAGCCACCAACAUGAAUGCCCCAAUGCUCAAGUAAACUGUAUGUUUAGCCGCUAUGGGUGCAGCUUCAAGGGCUUGAAUCAAGAGUUGAAACUCCAUGAAGCCACAUGCAUGGCAGAGCACCUACGACUGAUGCUAGCUGGCAACUUUACAUUGGAGAAAAAGAUGGAGGAUAUUAAAAGUGAACUGCAUGAGAGAUACCUGGUGCUGCCAUCUCUGAACAGUCGAGUCACUGAAAUAGAGAACCGGUAUGAAGAGCUGCGAGAUAAGACCAAGCAGAUGGAACAGAAGAUCAGCAACAUACAGAAACUGCUGAGUUCCCACUCUGAGAAGAUGCGCGAGAUGGACGCUGAGCUACGGCUGUUGAGGCAGACCAAAGACGAAGUAGAUGCACUCAAGAACACAGUGGAGACAAUCCGCAAUCGAGUAGCAGUCCUAGAAGGGGGCAGCAGAGGGAAUUUUGCCCCUGUGCCACAUACUCUAGAGUCGCUCGUCUCCAGACAUGACGACAUGUUGAGUGUUCACGAGAUCAGGCUGGCCGACAUGGACCUGCGCUUCCAGGUGUUGGAGACGGCGAGUUACAACGGGACCUUAAUCUGGAAGAUCAGGGACUACAAGCGGCGGAAGCAGGAGGCCGUCGCAGGGAAGACUCUGUCACUGUACAGCCAACCCUUCUACACUGGCUACUUUGGUUAUAAGAUGUGUGCCAGGGUCUACCUCAAUGGGGAUGGCAUGGGCAAAGGCACACACCUCUCCCUGUUUUUUGUAGUGAUGCGCGGGGAGUAUGACGCUUUAUUGACGUGGCCCUUCAAACAGAAAGUCACCCUCAUGCUGAUGGAUCAGGGCCCUACCCGCAAGCACCUAUGUGACGCCUUUAAGCCAGACCCAAACAGCAGUAGCUUCAAGAGACCGGUGGGUGACAUGAACAUUGCAUCUGGGUGCCCGCUGUUUGUUUCUCAGCCAGUGCUGGAGAAUGGCUCAUACAUUAAAGACGACACCAUAUUUAUUAAAGUAGUUGUUGACACUUCAGACUUGCCAGAUCCUUGACCAGGCCUCGGGGCAACACAGAAUGGAUGACAUCUGAAGAAAACGCUGGCCUGGCUGAUCAGACGUGAGGAGCUGAAGGUCCUCCCAGGGAGCUGUGCUCGUACAGGCUGAUGUGUAUUUUUAUUUUUUAUUUUUUGCUUUGUUUUUAAGUUAUGGUCUGAGUGUCUAAAGUUAAGAAUGUCUUGUCAAGGCUGGAGCAGCAAAGUGCAGAGUAGGGAGAACAAAAGGAAAGGCAAACCAACAAAUA